Molecule: messenger RNA, 1260 nt
Organism: Morchella importuna
Lineage: Eukaryota; Fungi; Ascomycota; Pezizomycetes; Pezizales; Morchellaceae
Exons: 2
Coding region: 1-1260 (419 amino acids)
Biological process (GO): mRNA splicing, via spliceosome; spliceosomal complex disassembly
Cellular component (GO): U2-type post-mRNA release spliceosomal complex; nucleus
Molecular function (GO): DNA binding
Source: RefSeq, a predicted model, not a curated record
AUGAGGUCCUCAUUCGCGUCACGUCGCCCGAAAGCCAGGAAAAUUGAGGCUGAUGAGAAUGAGGAGGACGAAGACAAUUCUUUGGAGAAGCCUACAGAAGCUCCCCGUCCAAAAAUUACAAAAAAGAAAAAAGCAACCCUACGCCUCUCUUUCGGCGGUCCUGACGCCGAAGCUGCCUCCUCCGAUACCGCCGACUCAGAAACCCCAGCAUUCGUACCCAAAAAGUCUGCCCUGAGCCGGAAAGCUAUUGAGCGCAAUGCAGCGCGCAAAUCUGGGCUCGCAGCUGGCGUUGUAGGGAUAGAUCAGCUCAACGCCACAACGACAGAAAGGCCAAGCUACUCGAAAGAAUAUCUCGAAGAGCUAAAGAGCAGCACCCCCACAGCACCAAUACCUGGGCCGGAAGAAGAAUCGGAAAGUGGGGACUAUGAUAUGACCAUGGAUGACGAUGUGAUGGCAGUCGUGGAGAAGGGAAAUCAGAACCAGGCCGUUGUCACUAGAUACACCGAAGUCGUCCCCGCAGGGACAACAGGUAUCCUGGACGAAGGGCUUGUCCGAGUUCUCAAAGCCCGGCGGGCCGAGAAAUCGACACGAGCAAAGGCGGGUGACUUCAUCUCGCUCGACGGAGACUCGGACGAUAAUUCCAACGAGAUUCUCCUCAAGAGUAAGAAGAAAAAGUCGCGGCUAGUACCGCUUGACGAGGACGAAGAGAUGGAGAAGUACGUCGAAGACGAACGUAUUGUUCUCGGUGGCAAAUCUGCUCAGCGUAGGCAGGAGAGUAUCCGCCGUAAGGGUAUUCGUGAUGCAAUCGACGAGGCAGAAGGCGUAGUAUCCGAUGCCGACUCUGUUGUUUCCAAAGACAGUUUAGAGGAAGAGUGGGAACGUGAUCAGAUCAGAAAGGGAGCAUUUUCGUCAAAUGGCCCCGGAUCUGUAGCGUCUGACCUCGAGUUGCUAACACGACAACCACCUCAUGUAACCCCGUUACCUAGCUUAAAGGAUGCGAUGAAGAGGCUACAGGAUUCACUUGCGGCUAUGGAAUUUAGGAGGGGACAGACACUGAAGAUGGCAGAGAGUCUACAGGCCGAAAAGAAUGAAAUUGCCGAGAGAGAGAAUAUGGUCCAAGAACGACUGAGGAUUGCCGGGGAGCAAUAUGAGAAGAUGAGGGGCGAUCUCGGUAUGGGCGGAGGGGCUGAGGGAGUAGUUAGUAGAGGACUGGAGAGCUUCGGAAAUACGCCGAUAAGGGUUGAAGGAGGAAACGAAUGA